Saprolegnia diclina VS20 is the source of this 2172-nucleotide messenger RNA. RefSeq lists its product as hypothetical. The record is from RefSeq and is a predicted model, not a curated record. Lineage: Eukaryota; Oomycota; Saprolegniomycetes; Saprolegniales; Saprolegniaceae. The transcript is spliced from 6 exons. Bases 1 to 2172 code for a protein of 723 amino acids.
AUGCGGCAAGGCGUCGACCUCGAGUUCCCCGCCCAUGAUGCGACGGCCGCGCUGCAAGGCCUCAUUCGCCGCAAGCUCGGCGAUGCGUACGUCGACCAGAUUGUCGUGGCACCCAUGACCGCGCCGCCCAACAGCCUCGACAUGGCCAAGGUCGACAUGGACGGCGACCGUGUGCGCAUCUCGGGGACAAGCGCAACGGCCAUGGGCUACGCGCUGCACGCCUACCUCAAGCGCGACGUGCACGUGCAUGCGGACUGGGAUGACCACACGCUGCCGCUGCCGCCGACGCUGCCGCCGGUCUCGCACCUGCUCGUGCUCAAGAAGGCGUCCAAGGUCACGUACUACUUGAACGUGUGUACGUCGAGCUACUCGAUGUGGUCGUGGAGCUGGGCGCAGUGGGAAGCGCACAUCGACUGGAUGGCUCUCUGCGGCAUCAACAUGCCAUUGGCGUUCGCCGGCCAAGAAAAGGUCUGGGCCGAGACCUUGCGGAAGUUUGGCGUCGACGCUUCGGGCUUGGAGGCCUUCUUUGCCGGCGCCGCGUUCCAGGCCUGGGGGCGCAUGGGCAACAUCCAAGGCAGCUGGGGCCCGUACGGCCCACUGCCGCAGCACUUUAUCGACGACCAGCAAACGCUCCAGGUGCGUAUCCUGGACCGCAUGCGAGCCUUCGGUAUGCUCCCGGCGCUCCCUGCCUUUGCGGGCCACGUCCCGGCCGUGCUUCGAACGCUCUUCCCGGACGCCGCCAUGCGCCAAGCGUCCCAGUGGGCGGGGUUUCCCAAAGAGUACACGUGUGUCUACAUGCUCGAGCCAACGGACCCGCUCUUCCACGCCAUCGGCCGGGCGUUCAUCGCCACGCAGCGCGAGAUCUACGGCGAGAACAUCUCGUCGGUCUACCAGACCGACAUGUACAACGAGCUACUGCCGCCAUCGGCCGACGCAACGUACUUGCACGCGUCCGCCAAGGCCGUCAUGGACUCGAUGCUGGCGUCGGAUCCGGAUGCAAUCUGGCUCAUGCAAGGCUGGCUCUUUUACUUUAUGCGGACGUUCUGGACCAACGCGGCGAUUGAAGCGUACCUCGGCGGUGUGCCCAGCGACCGCAUGAUCCUCUUGGAUCUCUGGAGUGACGAGUACCCAGUCUGGAGCCGCACCAACAACUACUUUGGGAAAAGCUGGAUCUACUGCGUGCUUCACACGUUUGGCGGCAACCUCGGGCUUCACGGCAACUUGCCGACGCUCGCCAGCGCGCCGGUCGACGCGCGCGCCAAGAGCGAUGGCCAUAUGCUGGGCAUCGGCCUGACCAUGGAAGGCAUCUUUCAAAACUACGUGGUCUACGAACUUGCGCUCGACAUGGCGUGGACGUCGCAGCCGGUCGAGAUCGAGGCGUGGGUCGCCGCCUACGCGCGCCACCGGUACCACGGCGAGAGCAAGCACGCGCUUCUUGCGUGGCAUGAGCUGCUGCAGUCGGUCUACGCUGGCAAAUCGCCGCCGCGCUGCCUCCUCACGUACCGCCCGCACUGGAAGAUGCUCAACAGCGCCAAGACUGAGACAAUGGCGUGUGUGCGUCGGGCGUACCGUGCUCUGCUGGACGCCGUAAUCGAAGACCCCGCGCUCGCUCGCGUCGACACAUUUACGCACGACCUCGUGGACGUGGCCCGGGAGGCGCUGAGCGGCGUCUUGGCGGCCAAGUACUUGGCGUUCCGCGAGCUGUACACGACGCCAACGACGCCACUCGAGACGCUCGAGACCGCCGCCGCCUGCCUGUUGCGGCUCAUGCACCAGAUCGACGCGCUACUCGGAACAACAGCGUCGUUCAUGCUCGGUCCGUGGCUUGCGAGCGCCAAAGCCUGCGCGGCGCCCACGACGGAAGACUACUUUCGCUACCAGGCGCAAAACCAAGUGACGCGGUGGGGCGAAGGCGACACGCUGAGCGACUACGCAGCCAAGCAGUGGAGCGGGCUCAUUGGGACCUACUACAUUCCGCGCUGGACGCUCUGGCUCGACGGUGCGAUCGCGGCAUUUGCGACCAAGAUGCCGAUGGACGAAGCCGCCGUGCACGCAGCGAUCGCCGCGUUCGAAGUGCAGUGGCAGACGGCACCGAUUGACGUUCCGACGUUGCCGAGUCACGAUCCGACGUUGAUGGCGGCCGAGCUCUACGCCGAGUACUGCGCCGAGUAG